Messenger RNA from Saccostrea echinata, 3185 nucleotides. RefSeq names its product cyclin-dependent kinase 1-like. The coding region runs from base 108 to 1016 and encodes 302 amino acids. The transcript has 8 exons. Lineage: Eukaryota; Metazoa; Mollusca; Bivalvia; Ostreida; Ostreidae. Gene Ontology annotation, molecular function: cyclin-dependent protein serine/threonine kinase activity; ATP binding; RNA polymerase II CTD heptapeptide repeat kinase activity. Gene Ontology annotation, biological process: G2/M transition of mitotic cell cycle; protein phosphorylation; mitotic G2 DNA damage checkpoint signaling. The record is from RefSeq and is a predicted model, not a curated record. Gene Ontology annotation, cellular component: nucleus.
CUAUUUCGAACUCAAACAAAAGGCGGGUUGUUAUUGGUUCAUUCAAAAACAGCGGCAUUUGUAAAGAAAAUCGAUGAUAAUAAGACAAUAAGAGAGAUUCAAUUACAAUGGAGGACUACAUUAAGAUAGAGAAAAUUGGAGAGGGUACUUAUGGUGUAGUAUACAAAGGUAAAAACAAAAAGACGGGUAGAUUGGUGGCCUUGAAGAAAAUCAGAUUGGAAUCAGAAGAGGAGGGGGUACCUUCCACUGCUAUCAGAGAGAUCUCCCUACUAAAGGAGUUACAACAUCCUAACAUUGUGUGCUUAGAAGAUGUUCUAAUGCAGGAAAAUAAGCUCUACCUUGUGUUUGAAUUUUUAUCUAUGGAUCUGAAACGUUAUAUGGACACCAUUCCCAAUGGACAGUUUAUGGACAAAAUGCUUGUUAAGAGUUACUUGUACCAGAUCCUUCAGUCGAUCCUCUUCUGUCAUCAGAGGAGAGUCCUUCAUCGUGAUCUAAAACCCCAGAACUUACUGAUCGAUAACAAAGGGGUUAUUAAAUUAGCCGACUUUGGUUUGGCCAGAGCUUUUGGAAUUCCAGUCCGUGUUUACACUCAUGAGGUUGUGACCCUGUGGUACAGAGCCCCGGAGAUCCUCCUCGGCAGUCAGAGGUAUUCCACCCCAGUAGAUAUCUGGAGUGUGGGCUGUAUUUUUGCUGAAAUGAUGACAAAACGACCCCUAUUCCACGGGGAUUCAGAAAUCGAUCAACUUUUCAGGAUAUUCAGGACAUUGACCACACCAACAGAUGAUGUCUGGCCUGGAGUGACCUCAUUACCGGACUACAAACCCACCUUCCCUAACUGGAAAACUAAUCAGCUGGCUAGUGCUGUCCAGAGGUUAGACAAUACAGGACUCGAUAUUCUCCAGCAAAUGUUGAUUUAUGACCCAGCUAGUAGGAUAUCAGCAAAAAAAGCCCUGAAUCACGUAUACUUUGCCAACCUGGACAAGUCUGCCUUACCAGCUUCUACCAUCACCAACUGAUCAUCCUGACACGACACACAAACACACAGACAUCAGACUUUUAUUCCUCCAUCGUUAACUGGUUCAGGCAUAUGUACCUUAUUACAACACACAAAAUAAGCCAAACAAGACUUAGAACACCAAACUUACAUGUAUCAAUGUGUCAUCACUGUGCUUUCUGUAGUUUGUUAUAGCCCACCUUAAGAUAAAAUCUACUUAAGUCUCUGUAUAAAUUUGAUUAGAUACAGAUAAAUUAGUAUAUUUUGGGUUUUAAGAUAAUCUUUCAUUGCCUUUGUGCCUUUAAUACCAUGAAGUGAGUGAUUUCAUGGCAAGGACUUGAAUGGGUUUUCUGUUUUAAUUAAAACUGCACAAAAAGAUAUAAAGAAAUUACACUGUUAGAUAGAAUUUGCUUCAAGAACUUGUUUUUUUUCACACUUUUAUCUUCUGAUUUCAUGUGAACGUUUUCAAGAAUAGUGCUGUUUGAAACAAAUAUGAAUAUUUAUCUUUAAACUAUAAUGUUAUUAAAGUUUUGUAUCUGCACUGGUAGUGGAAUGCAUGGAAAACUAUUUGAGUAAACUUAUUUUCAAUGACAGACUGUUCAAACUCAGGUCAAAUGGAUCAUGCUGUGAUUGUUUGUAAUAAAGUAAGAAACAUGUCAAUGCAUACAUGAACAUUAGUUUCAGGAAAAUAUAGAAAAGCUAGAAGGGCCAUACCAAAUUCUCUUCCAAUUACCUGGAAUUUCUUUGUUUCUCAAAAUGUUUAAUGUGUGUAAUUGUACUUUUAGCAAAAUUUUACCUACUCACCCAAUUUUGUUUUUCCUGAUAAUCCAUAGAACCUUUUCAAUAAUUAAACUAGUGGCCUUAAAAUGUAGAGUUAUCUCCCUGUAAUACAUGUGUGGUGUAGUUUCUCUCUUUGUCUUCUUUCUGAUUUCUAACUUAUCAUCUGUAUAUAGUGUAAUAGGUUUUACUGAGAGAAAUUGUGUGUAUAAAGGCUCAUAAAUUGUACACCUGAGCAGAUAUCUGUAUUGUUAGGAGUACAGUUUAUUGUUCGUAUUUUCAUGAAUGUAGUUUAAACAGUGAAUGUACAAGCUUUGAUACAUGUAUCUGUUAUCACUUGGUUUUACAUACAUGUUUUUGAAGAGGGACCAAAGUUAUUUCUGAAAUGGACCAAAUACUUUUUAAGUUAAAACACAGGUCAAAUCAUUGUAAAUGAGACCAGAUAUUACUUUGUGUCAUUUCUAACUUGUGCUUUACAAUCGGUGGCACACAGAUUCAUAGACAUUACAAGAUUUUUGCUUAAGGUAUUCAAUGUAUAAUGAAGGGAUUUUAAACAAUUUUGAAUCAUUUUAAACUAGUUAAAAAUACAUUGCUAGAUAAUGAUGAAAGUGAAAUGAACCAAAUUCACAUGACUGAUAACUUAUAAGAAACUGGUCAUUUUGCACUUUAAAAGUUUUUGAAGAGUUAUCUGCCCUUGAUGCAAAGAAGAAAGUUUAAUUUCGUCAAAAUAUCUGCGGUAAUUGAUUAAUUUUAUUUCAUAUUUUAAUAAAGAGAGAGUGUAUGCAUAUUUUCACCAAGAGCUUUUUUUUAUGAAAUUCAAAUUACUUUUUUCAGUAUCUUAAUAACACAUGCAUUGUCCAUAGACUUCAAUGUAAAAUUCAAGGUGCAAUUAAUUUGACAAUAAUCAAAUUUUUGUAAUUUUCUUUGGUGAAGUAUUUUUUUAUUUCAUAACACCUUCAAAAUGAUACUGUAAUUACAAAUAUAGGACCGUUCAUUUAUUAGAUACAAAAUAUUAUGGUCUUUAUACAUUGAAUACCUGUAUACAUUUUACAGCGAGACAUUGUACAUGAUGUGAAUUUUAGUUUAUUUUGAUGUGCAGACAGAGAAAUGAUGUAUGACUAUACUUUUGAAAAUAUUUACUCUUUAUAUAAUUACACAUGUACCGCAAUAAUUUGCAAAAAAGGAAACUAUCAAAUGCAAAGUCAUCAGGAAUUGAUUCAAUAGUGCUGUAGGCUACCUUAUACACACAUCACCCACCAUAUUGUGUUCACUGUUAAAUGUUGUCUUCACUUUACGUAUGUAUGUGAUCUGUGAAUGUGUACAUAAAUCUAUUACAGGAUGUAAGAAAUGAGUCAUAAUGUUUUCCAUUAAGCUAAUAUUUUAUAAAAUUGAAAUAAAAAAAAGCAAAAUAUUA